Olea europaea var. sylvestris is the source of this 705-nucleotide messenger RNA. RefSeq lists its product as uncharacterized. The record is from RefSeq and is a predicted model, not a curated record. Bases 1 to 705 code for a protein of 234 amino acids. The transcript is spliced from 5 exons. NCBI's taxonomy places the organism in Eukaryota, Viridiplantae, Streptophyta, Magnoliopsida, Lamiales, Oleaceae.
AUGUACGGAGGUGCCUCCCUUAUUGGUGGGGGGUCUAUUGUGGCCCUGGCCAGGCUGCUUUAUUUAUCAGAAAAUUUCAGAAGGAUAUUCUCACUUCAAAUGAGGAUACAAGCCAGUGAGUUGGCAAACAGGUUGUGGGAACAUAUUACAAAAUUACCGUACUCCGAUAUGGUAAAACUAGUCAAAAAGACUAAGAUAUUUCAUGAUUAUGCAAAAAUAGGGAAUGUUGAGUUUCUGACUCUCCUUACUCACUCAUAUCCUGAUCAUAUAUGGAAAGUCAACGAAAAGAAACACUCUAUAUUUCAUGUUGUUGUUAUUAACCGACAAGAAAAAGUAUUCAGACUCAUCUACCAAACAGGAGCUGAUAAAGAUUUAAUUACAUUCCUUACAGAUGAUAAUGAGAACAACAUUUUGCAUUUGGCCGGGGAAAUGGCACCUCCAAGCAGACUCAAUAUUGUAUCUAGAGCAGCUCUUCAAAUGCAAAGAGAAUUACUAUCGUUUAAGGAGGUGGAGAAGAUUGUAUCAAAUCCAUUACUCGAUAUGAAAAACAAUGAUAGCAAAACACCAAGGGAGUUAUUUUCCCAGAAGCACAAAGAGUUAAGGCAAGAUGGUGAGAAGUGGAUGAAGUGUAGUAAAUUCAGUAUGUUGACUAGUAUCUAUUGGGGUUCUAGCCAAGUUAGUAUCAUCCUUAUGGAAUUUUCCUAA